Messenger RNA from Chelmon rostratus (copperband butterflyfish), 324 nucleotides. It is a transcript of the gene smim18, whose product is annotated as small integral membrane protein 18. The coding region runs from base 1 to 324 and encodes 107 amino acids. The record is from RefSeq and is a predicted model, not a curated record. The transcript has a single exon. Lineage: Eukaryota; Metazoa; Chordata; Actinopteri; Chaetodontiformes; Chaetodontidae.
AUGGCCAACCAAACUACCACUAUAAACCCAAGUCAUCUCCCAUGGCACCCAGAGGCAGUCCCUCUCUCCCACGUCUCCUUGCAGGUCCAGGAGGUCUACCCUUUUCAUGAUGGCUGGAAUGUGGCCUGCUUCAUCAUCCUUCUGCUCUUCAUCCUCACUGUUCUGUCUCUGGCUGCCUUGGCCGUGCUCUAUGAGCUACUGGACUGUGGCUGCUGCGCCAAAGGGAAGACACAUCAGCAGCUACAGGAGGAGGGGCCGGGAAGAUGCAGCAAGCUCAUGACCAGCAUUUGCAAAGAGCCGGAAUCCCACAAUGAGGUGGUAUAA